Messenger RNA from Aspergillus alliaceus, 944 nucleotides. RefSeq lists its product as uncharacterized. The transcript has a single exon. The coding region runs from base 76 to 570 and encodes 164 amino acids. Lineage: Eukaryota; Fungi; Ascomycota; Eurotiomycetes; Eurotiales; Aspergillaceae. The record is from RefSeq and is a predicted model, not a curated record.
UGUUUUUUAUGACAUGGUGGAGGGGUAGUAUUCGGCCGGAGCAAAGUCGCUAACGGCGCUAAAUGUGUGGGAUUGAUGCUAGGAAAUUUCUUUUCCUGGGCAGCCGCAGAGAAGAUCAGUCGGAGACCCCGACUCCUACUAACAGGAUGCCAAGCUGUUGGGAGAAGUAGUGUGCUGCGCAAAAUCGGGCUGUUCCAUCUUGGCUUUCCAGCCACUUGGGGGUUUGUCGUUAAGAUGCGGAUGAGGGUGUUUUCGGAAGUGAACUUUGUGGCAACGUGGUGUGUAUUCCAAAGAUUGUCUUGUUCUCGUAUGAUAGACUUGUUGAUAAUAAGGUUUGUCGUGGGCCACCUUGCGCGAUUUCCUCUUACGUAUAGCUUGAUUUCUAAAAUUUGUGCAUCUCUCCGGCGCCAAGAGCGACGACCUUAUUUUAAAAGCCUUUCUAGAGGCAUGGUCCGGAAUUUGGCUCCCGAAUUACACGCGAAUGACCUGAUAGAGGAUAAAGGAAAGUUUGAUUCCUUUCUUCCUCAAAGCGUGAGAAUUAUGAGCAUCGUCAUUCGCCGACAUAACUGAUAUAACAAAUGAUAUAAUCGUGGGACCUUGUUGAGUCCCGAUCCUACCCACGAGCAAGGAGGUGGAAUCUAGCCCAUGGCUAGCCUCUUGAACGAACUUUCCCAGGCGUUAUAGCGCAGACGUAUUGCAGAUCCAUGACGCUAUAUCUCCCUUAAUAGUAUUCUUCAUAAAAGCAUGUUCUAUUUGAAGUCUUGUGGAGUGAAGCCGGUCUUAUCAUGUAGAUAGAGUGACUCAUCUGGUGUCCCAAGAGAGGCACACCGUGGAAUAUAUUCCGCGACUGGGUUUCCCGAUCGCCCGGUAAUUGAUUUCUCCAGGUGUAGGGUGGUUUGCAUGUUAGUAGUAGAUAUGAAACGGAUGAUAGAGCCUCACGGCAU